AUGUAUCAACAAGAACUAAAUAAUGUGAAUAAUAUUACAGCAGGAGAUAUAGAGAAUAGAAUUAAAUCCAAGUCGUCCCACAGCAAAUCUAAUUCUUUGUCAUCAACAGCUGUGACAAUUUCAGAGCAACAACAAUCAAGAGAUCAAAGUCUUGAUAAACCAAAGGAGAAAUUAACCUUAUUGACAUCAAUUCCAUUGGAUUCAUCUGCAUCUAGUGUGACAAUGAGUAAAGAUGGAUUCCGUGUCUUUGUAGGUGGAAAGGGAAGGGUUGAGAUUGUUUCCUCACUUUCCGAGAGAAAGAACAAAGAAUCAAUUGACUUUUCUCCAUUGCAAUAUGUGAGAUCUUGUAAAUUGUUCAGAGAUGAGACCACAAUAGUAGUAUCUGGAGAAGGUGCUGGAAUUCAUCUUUUCGAUCUUACUAGAGGAAUGAAAAAGUUAACCUUAUCUACACUAGACAGUAAUGUGAACUAUUCGCUAUCUCUAGCUGGAGAUGACUCUACAGUAUUUGCAACAUUACUAAAGGGAACAAUUGGAAUGUGGGAUCUUAGAUCGAGCCAACUUGUAAGAUUAUUCGACGGUCACUCAUCACCAUGCUCAAGCAUUGAUCUUGAUCCUUCAGGAAAAGUUCUGAUGAGUGGUGGAUUGGAUAAGACAGUUAAAAUGUGGGACAUUAACUCAGGUAAAUGUUUCCAAGAAUUCCAAACCAACUCUAGAGUUUUAUCCCUCACCAACUCACCUGCUUCAGAUUUGAUUGUGUACGGAUUGGAAGAUGGUGGAUUAGAUUUGGUCACUUACAAGACACAAUCAAAUUCUCACAAUGUCAUUAAGCAUUCUGAUUGUGUUCUUACCACUAAAUUCUCUCCUAAAGGAAAUUACAUUAUUUCAGGAGCAAAGGGAGGCAUGCUUACCAUCUCUGGAGUUGAUGCAUGCUUUAGACAGCUUGCCUCAGAACGAUUGAGCAACUCUGUUCUGUCUUGUGAUGUUGUGAGUAGCACUGAUGGAGACUACAUCUCAGUUGGUACAUGGGAUAACAAGAUAUCAUUGUAUAAAUUAGUAGGUGUAUAA
Naegleria gruberi is the source of this 1065-nucleotide messenger RNA. RefSeq lists its product as uncharacterized. NCBI's taxonomy places the organism in Eukaryota, Heterolobosea, Eutetramitea, Acrasida, Naegleriidae. Gene Ontology annotation, molecular function: protein binding; transcription corepressor activity. The transcript has a single exon. The record is from RefSeq and is a predicted model, not a curated record. Bases 1 to 1065 code for a protein of 354 amino acids. Gene Ontology annotation, cellular component: nucleus; transcription regulator complex. Gene Ontology annotation, biological process: negative regulation of canonical Wnt signaling pathway; regulation of DNA-templated transcription.